Molecule: messenger RNA, 1746 nt
Organism: Penicillium oxalicum
Lineage: Eukaryota; Fungi; Ascomycota; Eurotiomycetes; Eurotiales; Aspergillaceae
Product: putative tRNA-specific adenosine-34 deaminase subunit Tad3
Exons: 3
Coding region: 1-1746 (581 amino acids)
Molecular function (GO): catalytic activity
Source: RefSeq, a predicted model, not a curated record
AUGGACGCAGCUGAGAUCGUCAGGGCCAUCAAACCUCUCAAGGGCAAUGUGAUCCCCAUCAAGACCAUACAAGAGACGCAGCCCCCGGAAGACUUUGCCGAUGCAUUUGUUGCAGAGAUCAACGUGAAGUCCGCUUCGAGCGUCAUCAAAGUCCUCGAUUCCAAUUUCCCCCGUGACGAAGGCCUUCCCAUGGGUCACCUACGCCGCUUUGCUAAACGUAACAUGAUCCCAGAGAAACUGCUCGCCGCUAUUGAGGCCGAGAGUUCCCCGGAAUGGCAUGACGGGCAGACCUUGUUUGUGAUGAUACCACCUCCUGUCCCUGAUGCAGAUACUUUGCUGGAGCUUCUCGCCCCCUUUGCGCCGCGGCCUCGCCGUCGCAGCUCCACAACCCCCCCGCGUCGUGACUCUGCGACUCCAUCUACUGGACCUUCUUCACCCACUUCGCAACCGGCAGCUCUACCUUCGACAAAUUCUAAUCCUUCUGAACCUCAAGUCCCUCAAAUUCGCCUCUUUACGACCCGAGUCCCUAUCUACCCUCCCUUGAACAUCAAACAGGCCGAUCAAUGGACAAAGAUGAUGUGGCCUGUGGUGUACAACCCUGCUGCACCUCGCGCAAGCAUCGCACCUCCUCCACAAAUUCUGAAAGGCACUCUUCACUCUAUUCAGCCGAGAGCUGGUCAUUAUUUGGCACUUGCGCACAAAGUCGCUGAAGAGGCUCAAGCAUCUGGCCGCGGGCGCGCCGUAGGCGCCGUCAUCGUGGAUCCCACCGUCGAGCAGGAGCUGGAAAGCAGAGCGUGGGUUGAAGGAAGUGACUCAACCGAGAAUUGGAUGGAAGCCGUGCUCGCUGUUGCUGGUGACGUCCGCUUCGCUCGCGCAGAGGGCGUUCUGUCUCCCGAAGAGAAUCGAACUCUAGGCCACGGUCUCACCCAGGCAACAUCCCAUUAUGAAGCGGAUAUAGAAGGGGGCCCAGACUUGCAUGCCUUGAUGCGUGCGGCGGAGCUGAUUGCUCGCCGACGCCGUGAAGAAGACGAUGAUCUGGCUGAAGUAUCGGAACCAGCACUUCCUGUUGUAUUGACUGACCCACAGCUGUCCAACCAGCUUAGCCCGCUCGAGUCAUAUUUCCUUUACGAAAACAGCAAGACCACCAACGUUUCUGAGCCAGAGCAAUCGAUGGCCUCAACCGUCUCACCUAAGAAACGCAAGCAUGAAGAGUCGGUAACAACAUGGUCGCAUGAGCCAAAGGAUCUGUCUUUACCGGCUGCGUCUUCUGCCGUCGCCUGGGACGAGAAUCCGUUUCCCAUUAGUGCCGUCGAUGGCCAAGCAUCGCCGUCUGGCUCUCAUGACAAUCGGUCUGCAUCUCCCGACUCACGUAUCCGCACCCGCUCUCAGGGCGGAUAUCUCUGUACAGGCUUGGACAUUUACCUUACCCACGAGCCGUGUGUAUGCUGCUCAAUGGGCAUGCUUCUCUCUCGCUUCCGUGCUGUGAUUUUCCUCCGUAAAGGCCGUCUUCCUACUGGGGGAAUCGCUUCGGAGCCCGUCGUCAAGCCCACCCCUGACGACGAUGCCUUCAAGGAGCAAGAGCUUAACUCUGAGGGUCGUGAGUACUAUGGCCUCCAUUGGCGCAAAGAGCUCAACUGGCGCGCCUUGGGAUUCGAAUUCGUCGAGACUGAGCUAAACGAGGCGGGUGAAGCGGUCAUGCUUUCAACGAAAGACGACGGUAGCAACGAGGUUGUUUUCCAUGCUUGA